This is a messenger RNA of Lutzomyia longipalpis, 1178 nucleotides long. RefSeq lists its product as uncharacterized. Bases 94 to 1008 code for a protein of 304 amino acids. The record is from RefSeq and is a predicted model, not a curated record. The transcript has 2 exons. NCBI's taxonomy places the organism in Eukaryota, Metazoa, Arthropoda, Insecta, Diptera, Psychodidae.
GCGCAUGUUUUGACUUUUUAUCAUCUCCGGUAAUCAGUGCUCAUCGUACACUCCCUGCAAUCACGCAAAUCCCAAGUUGACCAGCAAUUCGUCAUGUCCCAAACAUCCCAAACAUCUGAAUUUCCCACAGCUCCUGAUGAUGAUUCCGUAGGGGAGUUUUGCAAGAAAAUCCUCAAAUCUCGCAUUUUUCUCGGGGAAUUCCGUGAGAAGCGUCUUGUUGAACCACUUGAUUGCUAUCGAGAUGUUAUCGUUGUCAGUGCACAAACUGAGUCAGCGAUUGCCAAUGAUUUGGACAUUGUCCGGAGUAAAUUAAUUGAUGUGCACGCAGGAAAGGGAGAUGUUCAGUGGAUUGGACUUACGCGGAAUACAGGGCAGAGCAGUAAGGGCCUGGAGAGUGUGUCUGUGUGGACAGAACUGGAUUCUUUCUACACAUUUGGCAAAUAUUGGUUCCAAAUCAGAACUAUCCGUUUCCGGAACAAUGAGAUUCUCCUCAAGCUCAAAGUUCUUCGUUCCGUGGAUGAUGUUGCACCACAGCAAACAGUUCAAGAGCUUCCAUUUAAGUGGGAGGAUAUUGAUUGGCCUCUUGUGGAGCGACUUGGAAGGGAUUUGUACACCUGGGCUGGUCACCAGGCGCGGAAUCUUCUUACAUCUCUGCUCUCUAUUCGCAUCAGCACACAACAGAUCAUUUCCACUGUUAAAAUGUUUAUCUUUUUCGCCAUCACAGCCGUGGUAUCUACCUUCCAUGCUGUCCGAGCCAUUGGGGAGUUUGGUUUGCGUUUCAUGGCAGAAACUCGAAGGUGCUUCAACACGCUGAUGCCCCUAUUCCUUGGUAUCAUUGAUUUCUUCACGAAGAUUGUUGGGGGAUUCUACAUGCUGAUUGCUAUGAUUUGGCGAGAUAGCAUAAACCUCAGAGGGGCAGGGAGGAAUAAUUUGCGAGCCCUACCACCACCCCCAAGGCGAUGGAAUUCCCAAAACUAUGCAAGGAGGCAAUUAAACUACCCCAAUUAACACAAUCUUACUCGUCUUAAGCUUUUAUUGCACUCACCAAUCAUUUAUUUCCAAAGCGCAUUGAAUGCAUUCUUAUCAAGUCAUUUUUGUUUAUUAAACAAUACACUCCUGUGAACAUAAUUUUAUUGUGAAUUUUAUGUAAAUAGAUGAAAUAAAAAUAAUUAUUUUAA